AUGCCUCGCUUACGCUUCUAUCGAGAAACAGAUGAUCGGAGAGAGGCGUAUUUGGCAGACAAAUCAAGUAGAAGAGCUAGUGAUACCGGAAAAUUACGUAAGCUUUCGUGUUUAUCAAACUUUGAAAAGCUUUUCUGGAAAACAAAUAAAUAUGAAAAGCUUCCUCAUCAUCUCAAGUCUUGCUUAGAUUAUAUUUCUAUCAUGAAAUAUCAUAAAAAACAUGAUCUGGUUCGCCUUAUGAUCGCGCAAGGUCUGAUAGCAGAUAAAUCAGGGGAGAACAUGGAGGAUGUUGCAGAAAGUAUUAUUGAUGAGUUAGUUGAGCUAGGAAGGCUUGCAGAAAAUCGCUACUUUGAUUGUCUAGAAGUUGUCGUACCCUACAAUAAUUUAUGUAUUGUUGAUGUAGAUGAACACAAAUUUUUGUCUAAAGCUGAACAUUUACCUUCUGCUAAACUUGAUUUGGACUCUGAUCGGGGUCUUUCCCGGGCCUUUAUGCAAGAUAUCUGCAAGUUGCAAUUUUUGGUGGUGUUGAGACUAUUUGGUGCCAUUGAAUCCAUUCCUGACGAAGUGGGGAAUUUGGUUAACCUCAAGUAUUUGGAGUUGGCCAAGUGUAUGAAUCUGUUUCAUCUGCCGCGGACUUUAGGUAAUCUUCAAAGACUUCAAACUCUGAAGAUAACAUAUUGUGGACGUCUACGAGAACUACCCGUGGAUAUGCUGAAACUUCAACAACUGAGGCACCUUUUACUUUCUAGUGGUUGCGUCAAUAAUGGCGAAGUCAGAGUACCCAAAGGGAUUGGAACGUUGGUCAAUCUUCAAACAUGCGAAGGCGUGUAUGCUGGAGACAGCAUUGCUAAAGAAUUGGGUACUUUAACCCAACUACGUAGAUUCGGUGCAAAACGUGUCUCUGAAGACCAUUCUAGUGAGCUAGCUGCAGCUAUUAUGAGCAUGGAAAACCUUCUCUCGUUGUCUUUACAAGCAGAGGGCGCAUGCCUUGUUAGUGAAUGGAUAGGUCGUUUUUUACCUGAACUUGAAAACUUUUCCCCUCCGCGUCUUGUUCAAAAGCUGACUUUAUCUGGAACUCUAAUUGAAAUCCCCAAAUGGGUUGCUCCCAUGGAGAAGCUUACCAAGUUAACUUUAACUUCGUCUAAUUUAUCACAAGAUGAAGCUUCUCUCCUUCAGUAUCUUCCCAAGUUAAAACACUUACAUCUAUGGGGAGCAUAUUGUUAA
Messenger RNA from Mercurialis annua (annual mercury), 1224 nucleotides. RefSeq names its product disease resistance protein RPM1-like. The coding region runs from base 1 to 1224 and encodes 407 amino acids. The transcript has 2 exons. Lineage: Eukaryota; Viridiplantae; Streptophyta; Magnoliopsida; Malpighiales; Euphorbiaceae. The record is from RefSeq and is a predicted model, not a curated record.